CGUUAGCCAGCGACAAUGGUCCACCCACGUAUCUUUCCUGCCCACCCUGUGCCACCUUUGCUCUGCCCCACCUACUCACCUGUUGUGACAGACCCGCUCACACUCCUGGGUAUAAAAGAGCCGUCCCGCAGCAGAUCAGGCACCUUUACCCAGAACCUUCUCCUGGAGCCUAAGGACACGAUGAGGCUGCUCUCUCAGACACUGUGUCUCUGCCUGGCCCUGGCUCUCUGCCAGGCCGACCACCACGCCGGCCAUACAAAUGACGUUAAGCCUGGUGGGCACAAUGACCACCAACAUGGACAGAAUGACCACCAACAUGGACAGAAUGACCACGGACACCACACUGGGUUCGGGCUUGACCGCUGCAAGGGGCUCGAAAUGGACGCCGUUGUGGUGAACGAGGAAGGAGUCCCUUACUUCUUCAAGGGUGACCACUUGUUCAAGGGUUUCCAUGGCAAAGCCGAGCUGUCCAAUGGAUCGUUCGCUGAACUGGACGACCAUCACCACCUGGGGCACGUGGAUGCCGCCUUCCGCAUGCACUAUGAGGACAACCCUACUGAGCACGACCAUAUCUUCUUCUUCCUGGACACCAAAGUGUUCAGCUACUACAAGCACAAGCUGGAGGAUGGCUACCCCAAGGACAUCUCUGCCGUGUUCCCCGGUAUUCCUGACCACCUGACCGCUGCUGUCGUGUGCCCCAAGCCCGACUGUGAUGAAGACUCUGUCAUCUUCUUCAAGGGUGAUGAUAUCUACCACUACAACGUAAGGACAAAGAAGGUCGACGAGAAGGAGUUCAAGAGCAUGCCUAACUGCACCUCCGCAUUCCGCUAUGCUGAGCACUACUACUGUUUCCAUGGACACCAAUUCUCCAAGUUCGACCCCAAGACGGGCGACGUGCACGGAAGGUACCCCAAGGAGGCCCGGGACUACUUCAUGAAGUGUUCCAAGUUCGGAAACACCACAGACCACGUUGAGAGGGAGCAGUGCAGCCGUGUGCACCUGGACGCCAUCACCUCAGACGACGCCGGGAAUGUCCUCGCCUUCCGAGGCCACUACUUCCUGGAUCAGGAUGCUGCCACUGAGAAGUGGACAGCUGACCCCAUCGAGAAACAUUUCAAGGAGCUACACAGUAAUCCAGACGCAGUUUUCACCUACGAAAACCACCUCUACAUGGUCAAGGAUAACAAGAUAUAUGUUUAUACAACUGCGGAGCCCCACAAACUUCUGGAAGGGUACCCCAAGGCCCUAAAGGACGAGAUUGGACUGGAAGGCCCAAUCAGCGCUGCCUUCGUGUGUCAGGAUCACCACAUCGCACACGUUGUUAAAGGUCAGACUAUCUACGAUAUCGACCUGAAGGCCUCCCCACGUGUUCCAGUUAAAGAUCUCCCGUUCACCACCGUGAGCAGUAUAGACGCUGGCAUGUGCGGUCCGAAGGGCGUGAAGAUAUUCAAGGGAAACUAUUAUUACCACUUUGAUAGCAUGAAGGUCAUGCUGAUGUCCAAGUUAAUUCCUGAGGCUCACAGUGUUCCAAUGGAGCUGUUCGGCUGUGACCACUAGAGGGUGGGGAAAGAGAGAGAGUCGCGUGACGAACAACAUCAGACGCAGCAACUGACCUACGGUCCACCAGUCACUUUGUCGUUGUGAUGAUCCUGUGAUUUCAUCGUUCCCAGUGCUUUACUGACCUAACAACUGUGUCCUACCUCCAACACUGUUCCUUAAAGAAAUGGAAAGUCCUUUCUGUUCUGUUCCUAGUCUCUUGUCCCUCUCACUGAAUAUCCUGCAGUUGUCCUUGUGCUGGAGCAGUUUUUGUUCUGUGGUGCUCUUUCUGAAAGGCUCAUGUGGAAUAGAGGGCAUCCAUUCUUCAAGUGUUGUUCUACAAUAAAAAUCAUGACAGCACCCAACAAAA
Molecule: messenger RNA, 1906 nt
Organism: Esox lucius (northern pike)
Lineage: Eukaryota; Metazoa; Chordata; Actinopteri; Esociformes; Esocidae
Product: hemopexin
Exons: 10
Coding region: 16-1557 (513 amino acids)
Source: RefSeq, a predicted model, not a curated record